Paracoccidioides lutzii Pb01 is the source of this 204-nucleotide messenger RNA. RefSeq lists its product as hypothetical. The transcript has a single exon. The record is from RefSeq and is a predicted model, not a curated record. Bases 1 to 204 code for a protein of 67 amino acids.
AUGGCCAUGGGAGAGCCGCAAGGAGAGGCGCACCUUGGCGCAACCUUGGAGCCUGCAGAUGACGUAGGUGAUUGGCUGGGCCACUCCACCAAAGCUAAUGAACGAACAGCCCCUUUCCAAGGUUUGGAGCCCAAUUUUCAGGAACCGGUCAGGGCCAGCAGCCAAUGGCGCCGGGGCCCCGUUCGACUUUGGGCGAAACCCUAA